AUGUCCAACAGCAGCUCCAUCAGCCACUUCCUCCUGCUGCCAUUGGCAGACACAAGGCAGCUGCAGCUCCUGCACUGGAACACGAGGACCAUCUUUUAUGAUGGAUGUGCCGCUCAUGUGUUUUUCCUUAUGUUCUUUAUCACAACAGAGCUUUCCCUCCUGACCGUGAUGUGCUACGACCGCUACGUGUCCAUCUGCAAACCCCUGCACUACGGGACCCUCCUGGGCAGCAGAGCUUGUGCCCACAUGGCAGCAGCUGCCUGGGCCAGUGGCUUUCUCAAUGCUCUGCUGCACACAGCCAAUACAUUUUCCCUGCCCCUAUGCAAGGGCAAUGCUCUGGGCCAGUUCUUCUGUGAAGUCCCCCAGAUUCUCAAGCUCUCCUGCUCACACUCCAACCUUAGGCAACAUGGGAUUUCAUGGGUGGUUUUUUGUUUAGCAUUUGGUUCCUUUGUGUUCAUUGUUUUCUCCUAUGUGCAGAUCUUCAGGGCUGUGCUGAGGAUCCCCUCUGAGCAGGGACGGCACAAAGCCUUUUCCACCUGCCUCCCUCACCUGGCUGUGGUCUCCCUGUUUCUCAGCACUGGGUCAUUUGCCUUCCUGAAGCCCCUCUCCAUCUCGUCCCCAUCCCUGGAUCUGUCCCUAUCAGUUCUGUACUCAGUGGUGUCUCCAGCCCUGAAUCCCCUCAUCUACAGCCUGAGGAACAAGGAGCUUAAGGCUGCUGUGUGGAAACUGAUCACUGGAUGA
Messenger RNA from Oenanthe melanoleuca, 741 nucleotides. RefSeq names its product olfactory receptor 14J1-like. The record is from RefSeq and is a predicted model, not a curated record. Gene Ontology annotation, molecular function: G protein-coupled receptor activity; olfactory receptor activity. Gene Ontology annotation, biological process: G protein-coupled receptor signaling pathway. Gene Ontology annotation, cellular component: membrane. The transcript is spliced from 2 exons. Lineage: Eukaryota; Metazoa; Chordata; Aves; Passeriformes; Muscicapidae. Bases 1 to 741 code for a protein of 246 amino acids.